GCCUCAUAGGAAAGGACGCUUGGACCACAUCAUCUUCCAACUACCUAGUCCUAUUACCUAGUCACAUUUUUGAGGUAAAUCAAUUUAAUUCUUCAGCUUUCAGCCCUGAACAAACUGGAUUUCUUCAACGACGCGUCGCGCCUUUGACCGGCCCCACAUUUAGCCCUUAUUACUCAAUAGUAAGGGGAAAAAAGCAAGAUCUUAUCUCCAAGUCUUUGAUAAAUCUCCAUCUUCAAAACUGUUGUAUCUACAUACGGAUCCGUAGACUUUUAGCGGUAUCACCGUCUACUGUACAAUGGAGUCGACUUCAACACCCCGCAUCUCCGCGGCCCUUAUGGAGUCGUAUAUUGGCCAGAAUGUCAUAAUCGUUGGCAAGGUUGCCCAACUCCUUGGUGACAUCGCUUUUCUUGAGGCUGAUGGACAAGUCAAAGCCAACCUCACCAGGGAUUGUCACCUCAUGGUUGGAAAUGGGGCGCAGAUUAUCGGCAAAGUAAAUCCGGAUAUGUCUAUCAAAGUGCUGAACGCCGUGGAUCUCGGCUCUAACGUUGGUAUGUAUUAUACUUUAUAUUACAUUUGCUUUCUUACUGUCUAUAAAAGUAUUGUCUCGUCUAGAAAUGGGUCUAGCCUACGGGCUUAUGAGCAAACGGAGCUUACAAUAAGGUCUUGCUCAACUCAUUUUGCCAUCUAAUAUAUCACCACACCAUUAUUUUAUCUUACGGAUUCUAUUCUAUAAUUUAUUAUCCUGAC
Molecule: messenger RNA, 747 nt
Organism: Daldinia vernicosa
Lineage: Eukaryota; Fungi; Ascomycota; Sordariomycetes; Xylariales; Hypoxylaceae
Product: replication factor A protein 3
Exons: 2
Coding region: 296-688 (130 amino acids)
Biological process (GO): DNA repair; DNA replication; DNA recombination
Cellular component (GO): nucleus
Molecular function (GO): DNA binding
Source: RefSeq, a predicted model, not a curated record